Messenger RNA from Vombatus ursinus (common wombat), 5604 nucleotides. It is a transcript of the gene DRAM2, whose product is annotated as DNA damage regulated autophagy modulator 2. Gene Ontology annotation, cellular component: lysosome. NCBI's taxonomy places the organism in Eukaryota, Metazoa, Chordata, Mammalia, Diprotodontia, Vombatidae. The record is from RefSeq and is a predicted model, not a curated record. The transcript is spliced from 9 exons. The coding region runs from base 1075 to 1875 and encodes 266 amino acids. Gene Ontology annotation, biological process: photoreceptor cell maintenance; regulation of autophagy.
AUCAACAACCUACCUUACUUACUCUCCCACUUAUACAGAAUGUAAGAAUUAUUUAUUAAUGAGUAGAGGCCAUCUUUGAUGAGUGUAUACAAGCAAUAUUCACCAAGGGAUCCUCUCUUUACCAUUGCACAAUUGAAUGAAAGAGGCAGAGAAUAGAAGAUCUCAAGUGUGCUUAUUGUUUGUUGAUUAUGAAAGCACAAUUGAUUUGUUAGAGCAGAACACCCUUUACAAGCUGUUUUUCAACAAGGUGACUCACUGAUCUAUUAAAAUCAACCAGGAGUCUCAGAAUAACAUAACAAUAAAAACAGUCCUUUUUAAUGACCUUGUAAUCCCUGCUGUGGUGGAGAAGAAAGAGAGCUGAGCUCAAGUGGAGGAGCACCUACGGUGGAUGGUGAAGUGCUCCUUAUGCUCCUGAUGACAGAGGAUAUUGUGUGCCUUGUAUCAAAGCCUGCAUAGCUGUGCAGAGUCCAUUCUGGAAGAGAACUUCAGUCACUUGGAGUUUGUCCUGCCCAUGCCAAAUAGGAGAAGAGUGUCUGUUGCCCAGAUUACAACAUGCGUUUGGAUGGAUAACCUAUAGAAUUUUUCUAUCAGGAUAUUUUAUCUGGGACAGGCAGUGCAGAUUAACAAUGAAUGGGUCCCCCCAGAACUGAACAAGAGGUACAGAGCAGGUUGAAAAUGGCCAUGAACUUUCCAUGAAAUCAAAGGCCCACCUUCUUUAUAACAAUAUUCCACUGGGAUUUCUGUAGAACAACGAAACAUGGAAUACAAGUGUCCAAAGAAUUAAAAAUGAUCACACAGAGGGCAAUGUAAAAGCACAUGGUGGAUUUUUGGCUGUAACUUUUAGUCAUUGAGAACUUCAAAGAAGAACAAGAGUCAAAGAUGUCUUUGAGGAAUGAUAUGAUAACAAAACAUUAGCUGGCCACCUGGAGAGGAUGAGGGAUGAAGUAAGGAUGGAUAGAGGGUUCCAUUGGUAUCUUUAUAAUGUCAGGAGAAAGUGAAGAGGCCUUCAGAUGUUGGAUGGACCUCUUGUGAUCAUCUGUCACUGCUACUUGGGCACUUUGAAGUCCUAUAGAGAUGUGGUGGUUUCAGCAAGGACUCAGCUUUCUCCCUUCAGCCCUUGUUAUUUGGACAGCUGCUGCUUUCAUCUUUUCAUACAUUACUGCUAUAACUCUUCACCAUGUGGAUCCUGCAUUGCCCUAUAUCAGUGACACUGGAACAGUGGCUCCAGAAAAAUGCUUGUUUGGGGUAAUGUUAAAUAUCGCUGCAGUCUUGUGUGUUGCCACCAUAUAUGUUCGUUAUAAGCAAGUUCAUGCUCUCAGUCCCGAGGAGCCUCGGAUCAUCAAAUUAAACAAGGCUGGCCUUGCACUUGGAUUACUUAGUUGCUUAGGACUUUCUAUCGUGGCAAACUUCCAGAAAACAACAGUCUUUGCAGCACACAUAUGUGGAGCUGUGCUCACUUUUGGCCUGGGAUCCUUUUAUAUGUUUGUUCAGACAAUCCUCUCCUACAAAAUGCAACCUAAAAUUCAUAGCAAACAAAUCUUCUGGAUCCGGCUGAUGGUGGUCAUCUGGUGUGGAGUAAGUGCAUUUAGUAUGCUGACCUGCUCCUCCCUUUUAUACAGUGGCCAUUUUGGGUCUGAUAUAGUACAGAAGCUGCACUGGAACCCUGAGGACAAAGGAUAUGUACUUCAUAUCAUCACCACUGCAGCAGAAUGGUCCAUGUCUUUUUCUUUCUUUGGUUUUUUUCUGACUUAUAUUCGUGAUUUUCAGAAAAUUUCCUUACAUGUAGAAGCUAAUUUACAAGGACUGACUCUUUAUGACACUGCCCCUGGCCUUAUUAACAAUGAAAGAACCCAUCUACUUUCAAAGGAUACAUGACAGAGGGAGAAGCCAUAUCUGUGAUGAUCAUGAUUCUCAUGGAUUGGCAGAUUGUUCCUGAAAAGUAUUUACUGUGCGCUCAGAUUUCUAACCACUUUAUGAAGGCCAACGAAGACAUUGCUUAAUAAUGUUACUCAAAUGACGUGUAGUAAGCCAUUUGACAAGUGAUUUCAAGGGAUAUUAUCCAGAGAGGCAUUUAAAGCAUAUUCACUUUUUUUAAAUUUUGGAAAAUAAAACCAAAGGACUAUAUAUGUGUAUAUAUACAUAUACAUAUAUAUAUAUACACACACACAUAUAUACAUAUAUAUAUAUAAUAUACACAUAUAUGUAUAUGUAUAUAGCAUUGUAAUUUUUCUUCUUAAGUGGAAGCAACUGGAAGUAGGCAGCACAUUCUACAGAAAUCAGUUUUUUACAGGACACUCUGCGGAAAAAGGUUUUUCACAGCUUGCAAAUCAUUACAGUGCAUGUUUUGUCUGGAGCACCACGUAUCUGGUACAGGUAUGAGAGUUGUGUUGUUCAAUUCCUAAUUCUCAAGGAAUUUCUCCUAGAGUUUGGUCAAUAUCUCCUCUAGAUCCAGAGUUAGAUAACAAUGCCACCAUGUUAAUUAAUUAAGCUUUUUUUUUUAAUCACAAACUUUAAUUGUACAUGGCCUCAGGAUAGUCUUCAGCGUAAAGUUAAAGAAGCCCCAUUCAUUAAGCCUCUGAUGCCCCAACAGAGACUUGGUUCACAAUGUAAUCACCCUGGAUCCAGACAAAAGACAACAGGUCACAGGCCUUAAGUUCCCAAUGUCAAAGCAUUGUAUGAAGAUGGAUACUAUCUUGGUUUUGCCAUGAAAUAUUAAGACAUUUUCCCAGGGUCAAUCCUGCCUUCUUUGCAUAUUUACAGCAGCUUCAGCGAAUCUUGUCUCCGUCUGAGGUACAGCAUCUAACAAAGAUAACUGAUAGGUAUACUACAAGUAAAGAGGUUUGCUACGUUUUUUCACUGGAACAUGCUGUGUGUGUAUGUAAGUUUAAGUAAUCAGUAAUUAACCUUGUAAAAAGAUCUUUAAACUGUCAUGAUUUGAAUCUGCUUAAAGAACUAUGUAUGACUUCUAAAGAGCCAAGCCCAACAGAAAAGAAAAUCAGAUGGAGAAUAGUUAUGAUGGACCAAGUUUUGUGAACCAUUUCCACUCCUACCUUUUCAUUUCAUACCUGAGAGCAGACAGAGUCUUGAGUUUUCAAGGCCUUUUCCUGAGACCUUGGCUGGACAAGCAAAUCAUCUAUUAAGGUCCUUAGUCAUUUAUAAAAGAUGAAGGUUCUUAAAAGAAUCAAGAGAAGAGAAAUAGCUGCUGUGAGAGUUGCCUUUGAGUAAAUUGUUUUGCAAGAGAAAUGAUUGAACCCUCAGCCAUAAAUACAUAGAGAUUGUUGUGCAAAGCCAGAGAAAUUAUGGAGAUAAAGUUGCCUUUUACUUUUUACAUUAAUACAUAUUUCUGAUCUUUAAAUGAGACUGACAUUCAUAUCAGGAAAAAUCCAAAUAGGCCUAUUUAUACUUCUACCAUCAAAAGGCAGUAAUUUCUUUAAAGUGAUAGCUUCUGCUCAAAGUAAGACCACUGGUCACCCUCUGUGUAAAAUCACAAAAUUUUCAAUUUGUAGGGACGUUAGAAGUUUACCUGGUGUCAGAAUCCCCUCUGAAGUUUCCUGCCAGAUAGCCAUCAAUUUGUGCUUGAAUGAUCCACUGACAAGCUGCCUUGUGAUGUAAUGAUCACUUUAUUUCAUUUUUUUUGAAAAGCUGUCAUUGUUAUAAAGUUUCUCCUUAUGUUGAACCAAAAUCUGUUCCCAAUAUGACUUUAAGUAAAUAAUCUUAUGUUUAAUUUCACAUCAGGUACCCAGAGUCAGCCACCAUUUUCUCGUAAGCCAGACUCAAAAGGCCUUUGCCUGGUUCCAUUUAAAAAAAAAUCAUUUCGAUAGAUAUAGAUUUAUUUAUUUACUUAAAGUGUUUACUAGGGAGUUAGGGAGGAUUUGUCACUGAAAAGAAACUAGUUUAAAAAGCAGAAAACAAAAGAUAAGAAAUCUUUUGUCAAGAACUUUUCAUGUUCGAGUUCUUCAGGGAUCAGUACAUCUCAAUUAACAUUUCAGGGAAUUUUCUAGUUCACAGGGCAGUCUCCAAGUCUUGGAUAACAGUAAGGUUUUCUUAGCACUGAAAUACCAAAUGGAGCAGAAGAAUCUCACAGACCAACAUGAACAAUUAGAACAGUGGCAUUUAAGCCCUUAGCAUGGACAAGUGGGUAAAGUAAAGCAUUUGAGAAAGAUAUUUCAUGCUCUGCUUCUAAGAUCUGAACUGUUGAUUAUGACCCAGGGAGAGCACCUACGAGUCACUAGAGCCUGUUGCUUAAAAACAUUCCCGGUAUUAUGUUGCAUCAAAGAAGGCCAGUAAAGCCCUUAUAUCAUAAGGACACACUGGAAACAGAACAGUAAACACCACAUUAAAUAAAAACCUGAAUCUACAUCUGGAAAACGCAAUGUGGUACUGAUUGCUACCUCUUCAAGAAAAUUCCAAGUGAGCUACAGAAGGCCCAGAGAGGAGCAACUGGGAUGAUCCAUGAAUGGAAAAGCUUCUGUUUGAGGAAAAUCUAUUAAAAAACCUUAGGACUCGAGUUUGGAAAGAAUGAAGGCUGAGGGGGCAAGUCUUAUCAAUUUAUGAAAUCCGGAAUGCUCUGGAUAGAUGGGAGACAUCUGAAUGUGUUCUCAUGAAAUAUUGAAGCUCUCCUUCUUGAUGUCUGAAAGGUAGCUCUAAGACGAAUAAAAAGAAGGGAUACUUUUAAGAAUGUGCAAUAAAUUUAUGGAACUUAUUAUUCCUAGGAAUAAUAAAGGCUAAAGAAAAGAAUAUGUUCAAGAAGAAAUAUUAGAUAAAUGACAUGGUAGAUUGUAAUGAGUUAUUGAAGAAUGUUAAUAAAGUUUGGGAAUAUAUCCUUAACCUUUUCAGAUGAGCAUUGCAAAAGAUAAUCCUGCCUUUUCUCAAAGCAUCCCUAGUGCAAAUGUGCACUAAUGAAUAUUUGAGAGAAACAAAGUAAUCUGGACUGGACAAUGGACCAGCCUGUUGAGGCUUCACUCACAGCACUCACACCCACACAAUGUUUUCAUGUACUGCAUUCAGAGCAAGGUCUUUAAGUUAAUGCAGAUGGCAGCACACACAUAUUUUUAAUGAAUUCUCAACUUUUUCCCUGUUGUAAACAUCAACCAUAUUUGCUUCUUAACACUUGCUUCAAGGACCAAGAUACAGGUGGAAGAGAUGGAAAAUAUUACUGGAUUGAAUUUGAGGGGAGAAAGAAAGAAAGAGGGUAAUGUAGCUGUCUGGGCAGUUAACAGGAACAAAAGGACAAGAACAACAGCUAUGUAUGGGCAAUAAAGAACAAACAUAAACAUUGCUGACCAGCUGUGACCACUCCAAACCUGUGUACUAUGUGAUUGAGCCUGAUGUUGGAUCCCUUGGUUUCAUUUCUCAAAUAUUGUAAAUAACCCUUAUUGGAAGGGGAUUGCUUUUUCCUGGGUGGAUCUCUUGGUGACUUAACCUUUAGUAAGACACUGCCCUCAUUGGUUUAAACUGUCUACUUGAGAUUCCUUAAAGAACAAAGCCUCAGCCCCUUUCCCGGUCAUCCACAAUCAUAUUUGGAUAACAUUUCCAAUCCAAGAAUAGUUGACAAGUUCUCAAGAAAUAAUUGCUGAUCAAUAAAAUGUUGUCUAAGCAAUUUGA